AUGACAAUAGCAGCCGCGGUGACCGCGCCCACGUCCGCGCCAGUGCACGUCGCGCCGCGCCACGCCACCCCCUCGGUCGUCCAGCCGCGCGCCGCGCCGCGCCGGGACCCGUCGCCGCUGAACCCCAACACGCCGGCGCAGGCGCUCCGGUCGGCCAGCCCCGGCGGCUGGUCUUCUGCAGCUGCUGCGGCCACGGAUGGCGGCGCCAGGGCUCACAUCGCCAACCUUGACAAGGUGCUCGGGAAGCCGCCGCAGGUGCCGAGGCUCGCCGCGGCCGCGAGCAACAAGCAGGGGCAGGGGCAGGGGCAGGAGCAGGAGCCGCUCAACGUCAGGCACGGCCUGCUCAACGCGCUGAACCUGUCCUUCUUCGUGCCCAUGCCCGGGAUGCGGGCGCGGACGGCCGCCGACGAGCACAUGUCGCCGCGGAGCCUCAUGCACAUGCAGCAGGUCCUCUCGGCCGACUCCCCGCGGGCCUCCCCGCGGUGCACCAUCGCGCCUCGCUGGCGCAGGCUCCACGGGGAAGGCGGCUGGGAGGGCCUCCUCGACCCGCUGGACUCGGACCUCCGGCGCGAGCUGCUCCGGUACGGCGACUUCGUGCAGGCCGCGUACCAGGCGUUCCACUCGCUGCCCACCGCGUCGGCGAGGCACCGCGGGCUCAUGCUCCCCGACCGCUCCUACCGCCCCACGCGCAGCCUCUUCGCCACCUCCGCGCUGUCCAUGCCGCCGUGGGCCAAGCGCCCCAACACGCCCGAGUGGCUCACGCAGCAGUCCAACUGGGUCGGCUACGUCGCCGUCUGCGAGUCGGAGCGGGAGGUCGCCCGCAUGGGCCGCCGCGACAUCGCCAUCGUGCUGCGCGGCACCGCCACCUGCCUCGAGUGGGCGGAGAACCUCCGCACCUCGCUGGUGCCCCUCGACGGCGACAGCAGCGACGGCGCCGACACGUCCGGAGCGGAGGAGCCCAAGGUGGCGCGGGGCUUCCUCAGCCUGUACAAGACGGCCGGGGAGAAGGUCAAGAGCCUGUCGGAGGAGGUGAUGGACGAGGUGCGGCGCCUCAUGGACAAGUACAAGGGCGAGGAGCUCAGCAUCACGAUCGUCGGACACAGCCUCGGCGCCGCCCUGGCGCUCCUCGUGGCCGACGAGGUCGCCACGUCCAUCCCCGACGCGCCCCCCGUCGCCGUGGUCUCCUUCGGGGGGCCCAAGGUGGGCAACGCCGCGUUCGUCGAUAGGAUCACCAGCAGCGGCAAGGUCAACGUCCUGCGCAUCGUCAACGCCGGCGACGUCGUCACCAAGGUGCCCGGGGUGGCUCCGCGGCUGCCGCACAAGAAGGAGCAGUACCAGCACGUGGGCGCCGAGCUCCGGAUCGACAGCAAGAACUCGCCGUGCCUCCGCCCGGACGCCGGGCCCGCGUGCCGCCACGACCUGGAGGCGUACCUGCACCUCAUCGACGGGUUCACGGGGACGGGGCGCCCGUUUCGGCACGACGCGCGGCGCAGCGUCAUCCGCCUCCUGCAGCUGCAGAGGGGCAACGUCAAGAAGGAGUACGUGAACCGUGCGCGCGAGCUCGGCGUCGACCCCGCCGCGCCGGCGGACGUCGGCCGGAGCAUGGCGUACGGCAACUGCGCCGUCGCCAGCCCCUCGUGA
Miscanthus lutarioriparius is the source of this 1641-nucleotide messenger RNA. The record is from the annotation of a GenBank genome assembly. NCBI's taxonomy places the organism in Eukaryota, Viridiplantae, Streptophyta, Magnoliopsida, Poales, Poaceae.